Messenger RNA from Dendrobium catenatum, 1285 nucleotides. RefSeq names its product binding partner of ACD11 1. The transcript is spliced from 8 exons. The coding region runs from base 156 to 956 and encodes 266 amino acids. NCBI's taxonomy places the organism in Eukaryota, Viridiplantae, Streptophyta, Magnoliopsida, Asparagales, Orchidaceae. The record is from RefSeq and is a predicted model, not a curated record. Gene Ontology annotation, molecular function: RNA binding.
CUAAACUCGUUUCCUUCUUAAAGGCUCCAAGGAGUUUGAACCGCGGAUGAGACGGAGAGGAGAGAGACAGAGAAAAAAAGACGGAAGUGAAGGGCGGCGAGAAACAGAGGAAGAGGAUUCGGAGAAGAAACAGAGAAGAUAAGAUUCAGAGAACAAUGCUGACGCGGACGGUCCAAGUGGGCAACGUCUCGGAUCUUGCGGGAGAGAGGGAGAUCCGGGAGUUCUUUUCCUUUUCCGGCGACAUCGAGGACGUCGAGAUCCGGUGGAAUGGUGUUGGAGUUUCUAGGACUGCGUUCGUUACGUUUAAGGAAUCGAAAUCAGCCGAGAUAGCAGUUCUGUUGUCGGGCGCUACGAUAGUGGACCAGACGGUGACCAUAAAAUCCGUAAUCAACUAUGUUCCCAAGAUUCAUGAGCAAGUUAUAGUCAUAGAAGAGCCAGUAAGUUCACUUCAAAAUUCCAUACCAAUUGAGACUACAAGUAACUAUGGUAAUCGAAAUGUGUAUGUCGACAAGGCUCAUGAUGUGGUGACAGGUAUAUUGGCAAAGGGCUCUGCAUUUAGACAAGAUGCUUUAAACAAAGCUAAAGCAUUUGAUGAGAAACACCAGUUGUCAGCUAAUGCAUCAGCCAGAGUAAUUUCUUUUGAUAGAAGAGUUGGCCUAUCAGAGAAAUUCACACUAGGAAUAUCAGCAGUUAAUGAAAAAGUGAAAUCCGUGGAUCAAAGGCUGCACGUGUCUGAUAAAACUAUGGCUGUCAUAACUGUAGCAGAACAAAAGUUGACUGAUACUGGAACAGCCGUCAAAACCAAUAGGUAUGUGAUAGCUGGAACAAGUUGGUUGAAUGGUGCAUUUGGUAAGGUGGCAAGGGUUGGUCAUGUUGCUAGUUCCAAAACUAAAGAGAAGUUUCAAUUUGCAGUGUCAAACUUGACCGCAAAGCAGGAACCAGUUGUUGCUGUGUGACUAAAAAUCUUUGCUUCAUGGAAAUCUUUGAUUUAGCACUGUGAUGAAGUCAUUUGAGUAUGACCACCCUUGUUCAUGAAGAUGAAAUUUGUUCCCAGCAUUUUAUGCUACAUUAUUUUGCUGGUCUUUUUGCCUCUGUUUGCUUCAGUUCUAAUGGGUUCUUUGUGAGUAAUUCUUUGUGGGUGUAUUUUUGUUGUUGCAUCAUAUCAUGAUUUUUAGGAAAUUAAUUAAAUUUUAGUUUUCUUUAUUUUUUUUUUCUCUAUUUGGAUCACAGUAGCACUCAUCAAAUCUGAACCUAUUAUUUUUUUUAGUGGAAUUCAUGAUGUGAC